AUGCCCCUGUUGGGCCUCGGGGUCUACCUGAACAACGAAUGUUUCCCGGCCUGCGUCGCCGCCCUGAAACACGGCUACAGGCACAUCGACUCCGCCCGCCUGUACCACAACGAGGCAGAGGUCGGCCGGGCAGUGCGGGAGAGCGGCGUGCCGAGGAGCGAGGUCUUCGUCACUUCAAAAAUCGGCAGUGGCAGCGGCGAGCAUGGCUAUGAGAGCACGCUCAAGGCGGUCGACAGCUCUCUACAGCGCUUCGGCUUCGAUUACCUCGAUCUGUACUUGAUCCACGACCCGCUCUCUGGCAAGCAGAAGCGUCUCGAGACCUGGAGGGCCCUGCUCGAGGCGAAGAAAGCGGGGAAGCUCCGGACCGUCGGCGUCUCCAACUACGGCGUGAAGCACCUCGAGGAGAUCCGCGAGGCCGGGCUGGAGGCGCCCGCGGUGAACCAGAUCGAGCUGCAGCCGUUCUGCCAGCAGAAGGAGAUCGUCGAGUACUGCAGCAAGAAUAACAUCUUCAUCCAGGCGUACUGCCCGCUUGUGCGCGGGCAGUUUGGGAACCCGGUCUUGCGGGAGGUUGCGCAGAAGUACAACAAGGACGUUGCCCAGGUACUGGUGCGGUGGUCCCUCCAACGCGGGUUCAGCCCUCUUCCGAAGUCGUCGCAACCUGCACGCGUCGUGUCGAACGCGGACCUCUACGACUUUGAGAUCUCGGCGGAGGAUCUGGCGAAGAUCGACGCGCUCGACCAGGGCAAGAAGGGCGCGAUCAGCUGGAACCCUGUAGACGCCGACUGA
This is a messenger RNA of Rhodofomes roseus, 786 nucleotides long. Its product is annotated as NADP-dependent oxidoreductase domain-containing protein. NCBI's taxonomy places the organism in Eukaryota, Fungi, Basidiomycota, Agaricomycetes, Polyporales, Fomitopsidaceae. The record is from RefSeq and is a predicted model, not a curated record. The transcript is spliced from 6 exons. Bases 1 to 786 code for a protein of 261 amino acids. Gene Ontology annotation, molecular function: oxidoreductase activity.